CUCAUACGCUCGCUCCAGGACCCGGCACACCCGCAACAUUGUCAACUGUUCUAUUUUGCCUGUCUCAACGCCAUCAGCCCACACAAUGGUAGACUAUCGAAAAAGCAAUGGCCGCGGCGUCACCGCAUGCUCCUCGAUACUCUGAUGAGAUUUCUUUGCGCCCCGCGAGUCGACUUCGAACUUCGCAACGCGUACACGGCCGACUGUCGGUGUGACCUCUCGCUUCCUCUCGAAGCAAGGAUGCACCGCGUUCUGGUGCUUGGCACUACGGAGUUAUGGGAUUUCAUGGCGGAGAUCGUUGCGUACGCCAUGAACACGUAUUGGACGACUGCGAAUUCGCCCUCCGGGCGCUCACAUUUUCAAUCCGAUGAACACCCCCCGUGGCCAUCAUCACCAUCAGAUAUUAUACCCUAUGGUCUCGAGGCCACUUUGGACUCCUUGAUUGUGAUGAUUCAUAACCGCGUUUCGUCGUCCUUUCUCAUCAUCCGCGUCUUCGGGGCUAUCUUCGGCAAUGCCACAGUAACGGCCAUGUUGAUCAACCAUCCUCGUUUUCCCUCAACUCUAUCCCACUACUUCUCUAUCUGGCAAGGCGUCACUGCCAACGUCAUCCCGGACAGCUACGCAGUGGAGCAGAUCGUCGUUUCCUCAGUGAACGCCAUACACAAAUCCUUUAUGUUCGUCAUGGAUGUGUUCAGUGCCCCUCCACACGCACUGCGGAAGUUUGCAGAGCGCGCGGGCCCUCCUGUCGAUAAGUUUCUAGUGCAGUGGUCCCAACUGCUGGAUUUCUGGUUGCGCGCCCAGGCCUCUAUGCCCACCGAAGCGCUCCUUCGAAAAUACCCUGGCGGGACGCCGCUCGGCGAGAUGCUGGAUGACCUCCUCUCCGCAUACAGCUCGCUGGGCGCCAUCCUGCAUUCGGCGCUUGAACUCCCUCGGGACAAACGCCGGUAUCACGCGGCGAUCCUAAGCAUGAGCAAGUCGACGAGCUGGAUGCCCAUCAUCGCCCGUCUGGACGCGACCGCGCGCCAAGAUGCGGGAAGUUCGAGAUGCUUCGGGCCGGCGUGCACAGCGACGGAGGCUACGGCUGCGCGCAAAUUCCACGUGUGUGGGGGGUGCAACCAUAUGAAGUACUGUUCGAAGGAGUGUCAGAGACGGGCAUGGAAAGAUCAAAGAGCACCUCACAAACCGAUGUGCAAACUGAUACAAGAGCUGCAAGCUCGAGGGAUUGCUUCCCCCGUAUGGGCAGCGGAUAACAUCAUGCCAGCAAGUGACUCUGUCCCCGAGCUGCUUCCGGUGUUUCAAGCUCUGGCCGAUCACAUCUACCAACUGACUGCUUGAUGGACAUGCUUGAGUCGAAGACGAGGCUUAACCCCU
Punctularia strigosozonata HHB-11173 SS5 is the source of this 1371-nucleotide messenger RNA. RefSeq lists its product as uncharacterized. The transcript is spliced from 2 exons. The coding region runs from base 127 to 1335 and encodes 402 amino acids. The record is from RefSeq and is a predicted model, not a curated record. NCBI's taxonomy places the organism in Eukaryota, Fungi, Basidiomycota, Agaricomycetes, Corticiales, Punctulariaceae.